CCUAGGUCCUAAAGGUUUUCUCCUAUGUGGUUUUGUUUGUUUGCUUUUUGAGAUGGGGUCUCACUCUGUUGCCCAGGCUGGAGUGCAGUGGCACGAUCUCGGCUCACUGCAACCUCCGCCUCCCGGAUUCAAGCGAUUCUCCUGCCUCAGCCACCACAAGUAGCUGGGACUACAGUUGUGUGCCGCUAUGCCCAGCUAGGUUUUGUAUUUUUAGUAGAGACAGGGUUUCACCAUGUUGGCCAGGAUGAUCUCAAUCUCUUGACCUUAUGAUCCUCCCACUUUGGCCUCCCGAAGUGCUCCUGAAGUGUUCUAGGUGUGAACCACCAAGCCCAGCCUCUUAAUGUUGUUUUCUAAAAAUUAUAUAGUUUUAUGGCUUACAUUUAAGUCUGUGAUCCAUUUUGAAUUUAAGUGUAUAAGAGGCGAUAUUUCAGUCAGCUUUCCUUAUUUUGCCUAUGGAUGUCCAGUUGCUCCGGCAACAUUUGGGGAAAAGACUACCCUUCCUCUUUUGAACUGCUUUUGUAUCUUUAUCAAAAAUCUAUUGUAGGUUGGGCUCAGUGGCUCAUGCCUGUAAUCUCAGCUACUUAGGAGGCUGAUGUGGGAGGAUCGAUUGCUUGAGGCCAGGAGUUUUAGGUAAUAUAGGCCCCAUCUCUAAAAAUAAUUUUUAAGUUAUCUGGGUGUGGUGUCACAUGCCUGUAAUCUCAGCUACUCAGGAGGCUGAGGCAAGAGGAUUGCUUGAGCCUAGGAGUUUGAGGCUACAGUGAGCUGUGAUCACACCACUGCACUCCAGCCUGGGCAGCAGCAAGAGACCUUGCCUUAAAAAAAAUAAAAAUCAGUUGGGUAUAUUGCAGGUGUGGACUCCUACAUAGUGAUGUGAUAUGUAGCACAAGCUCCUUCCUCAGGUAUGAAGAAACAAACAUCCUUCAGAGUUCAAAAUAUACUCUAGAUAGUCUCUUUUUUGAGAUGGAGUUUCGCUCUCUUGUGCAGGUUGGUGUGUAGAGUGCAGUGGCACGAUCUCAGGUCACUGCAAACCUCUGCCUCUCAAGCUCAAGCAAUUCUUGUGCCUCAGCCUCCCAAGUAGCUUGGAUUACAGGCACAUGCCACCAUUCCCAGCUAAUUUUUUGUAUUUUUUGUAGAGUUGGAGUUUUGCCAUGUUGGUCAGGCUGGUCUCGAACUCCUAACCUCAAGACAUCCACCCACCCUGGCCACCCGAAGUGUUAUCUCCUAAAAGUGGCUUGAACCCUUGGACACCACAUUUUAUGAUGAAUUAUGAAAAGAAAUACAAAAGUUGAGUGGGAAGCUGGAUUAGUAGUUUUCAAAUUAUAAUUUGUAACCCACUGUUGGGUCAUAAAGUCAACUAGGGGAUUCUUAGUCAGCAUUUUCUUUUGUUUUUGAAUUGCUCAUUUGAGAUAUUUAAAAAUAUUGUAAUAGUAAAAUCACAUAUAAUAUUAAACAGAACAGUUGGGCAUAAUUGUGAGGUUCUGUUUCUGGUUUUUCUGUUUUAUUCCAUUGAUCUAUGUGUCUCUUCCUCCACCAAUACUACACAGUCUUCAUUACUGUAGCUAUAAGUCUUGAAAUCAGGUAGACUGUUUUUAGGCUGAUCCCUCCCACUUUAUUCUUGUCAUAAUUGUUAUUUGUUUGUUUGUUGGCAUGCUUGUUUGUUUUGAGACAGAGUCUUGUCUUGCUCAGGCCGGAGUGCAGUGGUGUGAUCUCUGCUCACUGCAACCUCUGCCUCCCAGGUUCAGGUGAUUCUCAUGCCUCAGCCUCCCAAGUAGCUGGGAUUACAGGCACACACCACCAUGCCCAGCUAAGUUUUUUUAUUUUUAGUACAGAUGGGGUUUCGCCAUGUUACCCAGGCUGGUCUCAAACUCCUGAGCUUAGGCAAUCCGCCUGCCUUGGCCUCCCAAAGUGCUAGGAUUACAGGUGUGAGCCACCUUGCCUGACCUGUCAUAAUUUUAGUUAUUCUAAUUCCAUUGCCUUUUCACAUAAAUUUUAGAAUAAUCUUGUCUAUUCAUCUAUAAAAAGAUCUUGUUGAAAUUUUGGUAGGAGUUGAAUUAGACCUAUAGAUCAAUUUGGAGAGAAUUUACAUCUUUACUGGGUCACAUCUUCCAGUACAUGACUAUGGGGACAACCUAGCCCUGGUCUGCUUGAUCCUGGCGUGUACAUCUGUGCAAAUGCUCUUCUCAUACAUGCAAAGAUGAUCCCAACCACAAGGAUCCAACUGCACCAUGUAUAAUGGAUAUCAUUCUCUCAUCCCCUCCUGCACAGAAAUGCUGAUUAUUUCAGUCACUUGUCAAAGACUUCUGAUGGCUCAGCAAAUGGCAUUGUUCACUGCAGUGCUGAGAAGAUACUUCUGAGGACCCACAUCUAAGGUGGACUUGGCUUGUGCUCUUCUGGGUAGUCCCUGAACAGGAGUGAUGCCUCCAGGCAGGUGGCAUGCUGUCUAUCCAGCUCAGGCCCAGUCUUCAAGGGAACGAGGGCGGCUUCAGACAGUUAAGAAGGAAGAAGAGGAUGAAAGCUAUACUCCAGUGCAGGCUGCCAGACCACAGACACUCAACCGCCCUGGCCAGGAGCUGUUCCGCCAGCUCUUCAGACAGCUUCGCUACCAUGAGUCUUCUGGGCCCCUAGAAACUCUGAGCCGGCUCCGGGAACUCUGUCGCUGGUGGCUGAGGCCUGAUGUUCUCUCCAAGGCACAGAUCCUGGAGCUGCUGGUGCUGGAACAGUUCCUGAGCAUCCUGCCUGGGGAGCUCCGGGUCUGGGUGCAGCUCCAUAACCCUGAGAGUGGUGAUGAGGCUGUGGCCUUGCUGGAGGAGCUGCAGAGGGACCUUGAUGGGACAUCACAUAGGGACCCGGGCCCUGUCCAGAGCCCAGAUGUGCAUUGGAUGGGUACAGGAGCCCUGCGAUCUGCACAGAUAUGGUCCCUUGCUUCACCUCUCAGGAGCGGCUCUGCUCUGGGGGACCACCUGGAGUCUCCCUAUGAAAUAGAAGCACGUGACUUCCUGGCUGGGCAAUCCGAUCCUCCUGCUGCCCAGAUGCCUGCCCUUUUCCAGAGAGAAGGGUGCCCAGGAGACCAGGUAACAGCAACCAGGUCCCUGACAGCCCAGCUGCAGGAGACUAUGACUUUCAAGGAUGUGGAGGUGACCUUCUCCCAGGACGAGUGGGGGUUGCUGGACUCAGCUCAGAGAAACCUGUACAGGGAUGUGAUGCUGGAGAAUUAUAGGAACAUGGCCUUCCUGGUGGGACCAUUCACCAAACCUGCUCUGAUCUCCUGGUUGGAAGCAAGGGAGCCAUGGGGCCUGAACGUGCAGGUAGCUCAGCCUAAGAGGAAUCCAGGUGCCGCCCCUACAGGAGGUGACCUUCAAAUUAAAACAAAGAAAUUCAUCUUAAAUCAGGAACCUUUGGAAGGAGCAGAAACCUUAGCUGUGCCAUCAGAAUGUCCUGCAGCAAGUGUUUCUGAGGGAAUUGGGCUCAGAGAAUCUUUUCAACAGAAGAACAGGCUGAAGGAUCAAUGUGAAAACCCCAUACAAGUGAGAGUUAAGAAAGAAGAGACUGAUUUCAGUCACAGGACGGGAAAAGACUCUGAAGUAUCAGGAGGUAAUAGUCUUGACUUAAAACAUGUUACAUAUUUGAGAGUUUCUGGAAGAAAGCAGUCCCUUAAACAUGGCUGUGGCAAACACUUUAGAAUGAGUUCACACCACUAUGACUACAAGAAAUAUGGGAAGGGGCUCAGACACAUGAUUGGGGGCUUCAGCAUACAUCAGAGAAUUCAUACUGGACUGAAAGGGAGCAAAAAGGACUUAUGUGGAAAAGACUUCAGCCUUAGCUCUCAUCACCAACAUGGGCAGAGUCUUCACACAGUGGGAGUGUCUUUUAAGUGCAGUGACUGUGGAAGGACUUUCAGUCAUAGUUCCCAUCUUGCAUAUCAUCAGAGACUUCACAGUCAAGAGAAAGCAUUUAAAUGUAGAGUGUGUGGGAAAGCCUUCCGGUGGAGUUCCAACUGUGCACGGCAUGAGAAAAUUCACACUGGAGUGAAGCCUUAUAAAUGCGAUUUAUGUGAGAAAGCUUUCCGACGUCUGUCAGCCUACCGUCUGCACCAGGAAACCCAUGCUAAGAAGAAAUUUCUUGAAUUGAAUCAGUAUAGGGCAGCUCUUACCUACAGCUCAGGGUUUGAUCAUCAUUUGGGAGACCAAAGUGGGGAGAAACUCUUUGACUGCAGCCAGUGCAGGAAAUCCUUCCACUGUAAAUCAUAUGUUCUUGAACAUCAAAGGAUUCACACCCAGGAGAAGCCCUAUAAAUGUAACAAAUGUAGGAAAACCUUUAGGUGGAGAUCAAACUUUACUCGUCAUAUGAGGUUGCAUGAGGAGGAAAAAUUCUACAAACAAGAUGAAUGUUGUGAAGACUUCAGGCAAGCUCCUGACCACAGUCAGCCCCAGGGUGCCCCCCCUGUGGAGAAAACAUUUUUGUGUCAGCAGUGUGGGAAAUCUUUUACUAGAAAGAAGACUCUCAUUGACCACCAGAGAAUUCACACAGGUGAGAAACCAUACCAGUGUGGUGAAUGUGGGAAGGACUUUGCCUAUAGGUCAGCCUUUAUUGUUCAUAAGAAGAAGCAUGCCAUGAAAGGAAAACCUGAGGGUGGGCCAUCUUUUAGUCAGGACAGAGUGUUCCAGGUUCCUCAGAGCAGUCACACCAGAGAGGAGCCCUACCAAUGCAGCCAGUGUGGCAAGGCCUUCCGCAAUCACUCAUUCCUCCUCAUCCAUCAGAGAGUUCACACUGGAGAGAAGCCGUAUAAGUGCAGGGAGUGUGGGAAAGCCUUCAGGUGGAGUUCCAAUCUCUACCGACAUCAGAGGAUUCACUCUCUUCAGAAACAGUAUGAUUGCCAUGAAAGUGAAAAGACUCCAGACAUGGAACCAAAAAUCCUCACUGGUGAGAAACGUUUUUGGUGUCAAGAAUGUGGGAAAACCUUUACACGUAAAAGAACCCUUUUAGAUCAUAAGGGAAUACACAGUGGAGAGAAGCGCUAUAAAUGUAAUCUGUGUGGGAAAUCAUAUGAUAGAAACUAUCGCCUUGUUAACCAUCAGAGGAUCCACACUAAAGAGAGACCUUUCAAGUGUCAGUGGUGUGGGAAAGAGUUCAUUGGGAGACAGACCCUUUCCAGUCACCAGAGUAAACACACCAGAGCAGCACAGGCUGAACAUAGUCCACCAGGGCUAUCUUCCUCUCAGGACACAAAGUUGAGAUUGCAGAAAUUAAAACCAAGUGAAGAAAUGCCUCUCGAAGACUGUGAAGAAGCUUGCGACCAGAGCUCCAGGCUUGAUGAACUCCAGGACAUAACCACUGGGAAAAAGUGCCACAAAUGUAGCAUAUGUGGGAAAACUUUUAGCAAGAGUUCACAACUCAUUAGCCACAAGAGAUUUCAUACUCGAGAGAGACCCUUCAAAUGCAGCAAGUGUGGAAAGACCUUUAGAUGGUCUUCGAAUCUGGCUCGGCAUAUGAAAAACCAUAUUAGAGAUUAGCCUGGGUCUGACAGUGAAAGUGGGAGUGAGUUCUCAGUCCCCUGCUAGAGAACCCUUAAUUUUAGGCAGUGUGAGGAAACCUUCACAAAGGGCCCAGCCCUUUCUAUUUUGGAAGCUAGUGACAGAAUCCCAAGGAUUUAAAAGCUCGGGGAGUCUUCAGCCUGCCUGCUGGGAUGUGACGCUGGGGAAGCGCAGCAGCAUGUUCUUUGGAGCCCUUCUGGAGACUUGGGCCCCUAGGAGUGGCCUCUGUACCAUAGCCUGCAGCUCCCCUGGUCAGGUCUCCUUCCACAACUCUGAAGAGAAAAACCAUUGCCCUUUGUGGUUGGAUAAAAUGUCUGUGGCAUCAUGGGCUGUGGCUUCUGGAAAGGGGCCAGUGGGAUCCUAGAUUUAUCUUCAAGUUCGGCCUAUGACCAUGCCUAUUCUGUUGACUAAAAGCAGCAGCAUCAAGAACUCCUAGUCUUCCCAAAUGCCCCCUGGGGAGUUCUGGCUGGGGCUUUAGCCUUUCUAGCUGGCUUUUGGAUAUCUGCUAGGGGGUUAGAGUGGUCUCAGUGGCUGGUGGAGGACAGCAAGAUGCUGGGUUCAAGCGCUUGGCGUGUGGAGCUCUAUCAGUACGCUGUUGCCAUUCCUAUCCCACAGGCCUGCACAGGCAGCAGCGGUCCAUCUGUUUAACAGAAAUGUGCUGAUCACCUCCUCUAUACCAGGCACCGGUGUAUUUGCUGGACACCCAGCAGAGACCAGAACAGAUGAAAAUCCUGCAAUCUUGGAUCUUUAUAGUUGACAAACAAAUGGGAUAUGCAGUAUUCUGGAUGGUGAUGUAUGUGUAGUAGACAAAGUGAAUCAGAGAAGAGUGAGAGGGCGUGCUGGAUUGGGAAGUCAAUUGUGAGUUUUAAUAAUCUGAUUAGGGAGGGCCUCAACUGAGAAGGUGAAAUUUGAGCAAAGACCUGAAGGAGGCCAGGGAGCAAGCCAGGUAGCUCUAGGGAGAGUUGCAGGCAGAGGAGAUUGGGUCUUGUCUGAUGUCCUCAGGAUAGCAAGGAGGCCCCUGGGAUGGAAUGCAGGGAGCCAGCUGGAAGGGGAGGAGAGGGGUCAGGGAGCGAUGUGAGCAUCUUGGGUCGUUAGGGGGGCUUGAGCUGCCUCAGAGAGAGGCAGAGAGCUUUUGGACGGUUUUGAGUUGAGGAGUGAUAUGAUCUGAAUCUGAAUUACGUUUUACAAGGGUUAACCGCAGAUCCAAAGACUCAGUAAAAUGGAAUGGCUGAAGGGCUUCUCAUGCAGUUAUCCUUGCUGCUAGUUCCUAUAAAUCAGACUCCUCCUCACCCCAUUUCUGAAUUUUCUGUAGACUCCUCAGCCUCAGCAGAUGUAAACGCUUAGCAUUGUUGUGUGCACAUCUCUAGCCUCUGCACACUGCAGGCCCCCUCUCACCUUCACAUACCCCCUCUCACCUUCAUAUACCCCCUCUCACCUUCACAUACCCCCUCUCACCUUCACAUACCCCCUCUCACCUUCACAUACCCCCUCUCACCUUCACAUACCCCCUCUCACCUUCACAUACCCCCUCUCACCUUCACAUACCCCCUCUCACCUUCACAUACUCCCUCUCACCUUCACAUACCCCGUCUCACCUUCACAUACCCCAUCUCACCUUCACAUACCCCCUCUCACCUUCACAUACCCCCUCUCACCUUCACAUACUCCCUCUCACCUUCACAUACCCCGUCUCACCUUCACAUACCCCAUCUCACCUUCACAUACCCCCUCUCACCUUCACAUACCCCGUCUCACCUUCACAUACUCCCUCUCACCUUCACAUACCCCGUCUCACCUUCACAUACCCCAUCUCACCUUCACAUACCCCCUCUCACCUUCACAUACCCCGUCUCACCUUCACAUACUCCCUCUCACCUUCACAUACCCCAUCUCACCUUCACAUACCCCCCUCACCUUCACAUACCGCCUCUCCAUGUAUGAGAUCUGGUGCUGGCAUCAGAUUCGACCCAAAGGAACCAGUGCAUGUGCCUGCUGCCCUCAGGAGAAAAGGUGGUCUGUUCUGGGAGGAGCUCCCUCACUGGCCCACCUACUUGUCUUGAAGCAAAAAGUAAGAAUCAAUUACUUAAAGGCAAAGGAUUGAUAUUUCUAAAGUAUGUGAGUAAUCAUUGCUUCUGAUUAUUGAAGAUGUCAGAUUAUAAAUGUAAGGAUAAAAUGUCUUAAUGUCUAAUAGUAGAGCAGUAUCCCCAACUGCAUUUUACUGCAAUUAAUAGGGGCCCAUUCAUGGAGCUGGUCAUUUCUUGUAAUGAAGAGAAACCAACCUGGAAGACGUCUUUUUUAGUAGAGUACAGAGUAAUCUUAUCCUCUCUGGAUUGCCAUGAGCAGGUGAGAAUGAAGGCUCUGAUGCAGUGUAGUGGUAUCACGGGAUGGUUGGGACAGGGCAGACGUCUCCUGUUGGUGUUCUGAUGCCUGUUCAGCUUUGUCCUCAGGAAGGUUUGGUCAUCUUGGUUCUGCCAUCCUCUUGCCCUCCUAUGGCAGCAGCUGCUCAUGGCAGUGAAGAUGUCCCUUCACUGUCCCAAACUGGCACUAGAAGUGGCUGGGAAGAGGCCAGAGUUACUGGAUGGGUGUUGGCAUCAUCCGAUCUGGGUUCCAGGCAUGGUGUGCCUUUUCUUGGCGGGAAUGAUCUUGGGCAAGUUAAUGAACCUCUGCAUCAAUUCCUUAUGUGUGAGGUUAGAGUGCCUGUGCUACCUGACUCCUGGGAUUGGUAAGAGAGGGCUUGGUUUACCAAGGCUCUCUGUUAGGUGGUUGACCUCUAGGACCAGGACCCUCACAGGGGUGCAGCUCCCAUGUCAGUUGGUGUUAUAACCAUGGCAGUGUCCCUUUCUGUCCACAUUUUUAGCACCCCCUACCCCCAUCUCUGCCCCCUUUGCCACGGGGCACCUUUUAAAGUUCCUGCCCUGGUAUAGGGAUAUUUUUCCUGUAUUUUUUUUUCUUUUGAGACAGGGUUGCCCAGGGUGGAGUGCAGUGGCAGGAUCAUAGCUUACUGGAGCCUUGACCUCCCAGGCUCAGGUGUCUCACGUGAGCCUCCCGAGUAGCUGGGACUACAGGUGUUUGCCACCAUGCCAGCUAUUUUAAAAUAUUUUUUUCUGUAGAGACAAAAGUUUGAUUUUUUUUUCCUUAUUGCCCAGGUUGGUCUCAAAUUCCUGGACUAAAGCAGUCCUCCCACCUCUGCCUCCCAAAGUGCUGGGAUUAUAGGCGUGAGCCACUGUGCCUGACCUAUUGUCAUUUUUAUAGAAUGAAAUGUGCUUAUUUUUAAACAUUCUAAUCAAAUUUUAAAAUGUGCAAAGAAUGAAGUGAAAAACAAAUUAUUUUAUCCUGAAGUAAGCCGUUUAUAUUUGGGAUUAUACUGAUGCCAUUUGUCCAGUAACCUGAGUUUUCAAAUAAUUUUAGUUCCAUAAGUACUAUGUGAUAAUUAUAUAAAUAUUAAUAAACUCAGAUUAGCUGAAAGGGGAAAAAGUAAAAGCCUGACUACUUGGUGCUAACUACUAAAGAUUUUGGCAGAAUCAGUGUUGGAUUUGGCUUUCCUGUCCCCUCCCCACCCCAACCCCCUGGCAUGUUCCAUCUUGUUCUGCCUCCCUUCACCUGGAGUGCCACACCCCUGUCUGUGCCAGUCCAGCCCUUCAUUCUUCAAGGCCUGACCUUGUCUGACCCUCAUGCCUCUAAGCCCCUGGCCCCACCUCUCUUGAUGCCUGUGUCAGGUGGUUGUGUUUUUGGUUUUGCCCAUCACCGUAGCCAGACCAAGCACUCUGGAAACCAGGGUUGGGUGCUUAUUUAUCUGUUUGUCAUGCAGAAGAGAUCUUGCACAAAAUUCCCUGUUAAGGAAUCAGGAACUGAAAUUAGUUUGGCUAAGUCAGGGUUGGGGUUUUUUUAAGGGGCUGUGGAAUGAAAUGUUGACUGGAAGCCACCCACAGGGACACACCUGCUGGUUAGGAACCUGGCUGUGGGUGGUUCUGAGCUUUAUGGCUCUUGUUGACAAGUUUCUGAUUGCCCUAGUCUAGUCUGAGCAUCAGGUCUCAUCUUGUAUCUCAUCCUGGCCUGGAGAAUAUUCAUGUUCUUUCCAACCUUACCCACCUUUUCCCCACUCCCUUGGAGGAACUGAAGUUGGGGUUGAGGAGAGCCAGAUGGGCUGGAAUAGGUCUCUGAAGGUCUUUCUGUCACCUGUUCAGUGAGGUUUGCCCCACCCCUGCUGCCUCAUCCCAGCCUAAGACUGAACAAGACUCCGACCAGAGGCAUGUGCAGAGGACAAAGCAUGGGAAAUGUAAAAUAAUACAGACCAUCUCACACUCAUCAAGCUGGCACAUUUUUGAAAGCCCGUGUGUCUGAGUGUGUGGAACAAUGGUAAUUUACACUGCUUCUGAAGUAGAAAUUAUGAGAAAUACUGUGUCAGGCAAUUUGCAAAAUCUUGUAAGUUUGUGUGCACUUAACCAUCCAGCAGCUGUACUCCUGGAUGCAUCCUAGAGGAGCGCCAUGUGAACAGAGAAAUGAGUUUAAGACUAUUCAUGGAGGUAUUGUUUAGGUAGCAAGAUUGGGAAAAGCCUGCAUUUCAUCAGCAGAAGAAUGCAUAAAUAAAUAGGUUGGUUUUGGUCCUUGGAAAGUGAAUAUGAAAGAGUUACGUCUCAACACAGAUAUAUAAAAAAUUAUGCAGAGAAAGUUGCAGAAGCUACAUAUAAGUUACUGUUGUGUAAAUUAAGCAUACUGUGUAUCUGUGGGCACGUUACUUCAACUUGUUUUUCACUUUUUCUGUAAAAUGGGAAAGUAGUGGCAAUCUCACAGUGUGAUUGGGGGUGGGGGGCAGUCAGUGAAGUAAUGCAUGUGAAAUGCUUAGAAUAGUGUCUGGCAUGUAAGCAUUGUGAACAUAUAGAAAGUGUUAUUGUUUUGCACAGUAAUCUAUUUUCUGUGGAUUCAGUUAAUAUGAAUUGAGCAUAAAAUCAUGUAUUGGAAUGAUGUGUGCAAGUCACCAUUCUGCCUUCCUAAGGCAGGAGAAGAUGAUGGGUUUGGGGAGGGUACAUAUGAGCUUCAGCUGUGUUUUCUUUCUUUUUAAAAAUUGAUGCAGAGGCAUCAGAAUGUUAAGAUUUUAACAGGCUAGUGUGGUGGAUUCUUUUUAACUGUUUGCUUAAAGUAUUUCAAAGUAAAAAUAUUUCUUAAGCAU
This is a messenger RNA of Callithrix jacchus (white-tufted-ear marmoset), 10698 nucleotides long. Lineage: Eukaryota; Metazoa; Chordata; Mammalia; Primates; Cebidae. The record is from RefSeq and is a predicted model, not a curated record.